This is a messenger RNA of Cucurbita moschata (crookneck pumpkin), 2428 nucleotides long. Its product is annotated as pollen-specific leucine-rich repeat extensin-like protein 1. The record is from RefSeq and is a predicted model, not a curated record. The transcript has 2 exons. NCBI's taxonomy places the organism in Eukaryota, Viridiplantae, Streptophyta, Magnoliopsida, Cucurbitales, Cucurbitaceae. Gene Ontology annotation, molecular function: protein binding. The coding region runs from base 111 to 2315 and encodes 734 amino acids.
UCAAUCUCAACCCAUGAAUCCACACAAACCCAUUUCACCAAAAAUAGAAAAAAAAAAAAACUUUAAAAUGCCACAAUCCCCUCCUCAUUCACACAUCAACAGAGCUCACAAUGACUUGUCUUCUUAGAAACCAAGUUAACCAUGGCGGCAUUCUCCUCCUCCUCCUCCUCCUCUCUCUGCCACUUCUCUCCGUCGCCCUCUCCGACGCCGAAGCUUCAUUCAUUGUUCGCCGCCAACUUAAAUCUUUAGAAGAUUACGAAAACCUCCCAGAUGACUUCACAUACGAACUCGACAUUCCCGACACUUUCCCUAAUGAGAGGUUGAAAAAGGCCUACGUCGCCCUUCAAGCUUGGAAAUUAGCCAUUUACUCCGACCCUUUUAACAUGACCGCCAAUUGGGUUGGUGCCGAUGUCUGCUCUUACGUCGGCGUCUUUUGUACCACGGCGCUUGAUGACUCAACCAUUGAAGUUGUCGCCGGCAUUGAUUUGAACCAUGGCGAUAUUGCCGGCCAUUUGGUGCCGGAAUUAGCCCUCAUCACCGAUUUGGCUCUCUUCCAUAUUAACUCCAAUAGAUUCUGUGGGAUCGUUCCUCGUAGCUUCUCCAAGCUCACCCUCAUGUUUGAAUUUGAUAUCAGCACCAACCGCUUCGUCGGCCGUUUCCCUGAGGUUGUUCUCGAAUGGUCCGUCGCUAAGUACCUCGAUCUCAGGUUCAAUAACUUCGAAGGAGAAAUCCCACCUGCUCUGUUCACCAAGGAAUUCGAUGCCAUUUUCUUAAACAAUAACAGAUUCAAUUCCUUCAUCCCACAUACCAUCGGAAACUCCACCGUCUCCGUCGUGUCCUUCGCCUACAACGAGUUCCAUGGCUGCAUUCCUAACACCAUCGGCCAUAUGCCCAACCUCAACCAGGCCCUCUUCCUCGGCAACAACCUAAGCGGGUGUUUCCCUUACGAGAUGGGGCAGCUCGUGAAUAUGACACUUAUUGAUGUUAGUGACAAUUUGUUUGUCGGCGAGCUGCCUAAAUCGUUGCCGGGGCUGCAUAGUUUGGAGGUUUUGGAUGUUAGUAACAAUGAAUUGAGGGGCUCUGUUUUUGGUGGUGUUUGUGAGUUGCCUAAAUUGAUUUACUUUAAUUGUUCGAGUAAUUAUUUUAGUGAGGAAGAUGCGGCGUGUGUUGGGUCUAAAGAAUCUAAGAAUUCUUUUGAUGAUGUUGGGAAUUGUUUGGGGAAUCGACCGGGGCAGAGAGAUGCGGCCAAGUGUAGCUCUGUUUUGGAUAAACCCAUGGAGUGUGGUGGUUGUGCUGAUGAUCCAUUUCUUCAGUCUCCAUCGCCCAGGUUUAGGCCGCCGCCGUCACCAUCUGUGGGUGAAACACCGCCACCAGAACAAUCUCCACCUCCACCCGUAUACUCUCCUCCCCCACCAGAACAAUCUCCGCCCCCACCCGUUCAAUCUCCGCCGCCACCAGAACAAUCUCCGCCGCCACCCGUUCAAUCUCCGCCCCCACCCGUUUAUUCUCCACCGCCACCAGAACAAUCUCCACCUCCACCCGUAUACUCUCCUCCCCCACCAGAACAAUCUCCGCCCCCACCCGUUCAAUCUCCGCCGCCACCAGAACAAUCUCCGCCGCCACCCGUUCAAUCUCCGCCCCCACCCGUUUAUUCUCCACCGCCACCAGAACAAUCUCCACCUCCACCCGUAUACUCUCCUCCCCCACCAGAACAAUCUCCGCCCCCACCCGUUCAAUCUCCGCCGCCACCAGAACAAUCUCCGCCGCCACCCGUUCAAUCUCCGCCCCCACCCGUUUAUUCUCCACCGCCACCAGAACAAUCUCCACCCCCACCCGUUUACUCUCCUCCCCCACCAGAACAAUCUCCGCCCCCACCCGUUCAAUCUCCGCCGCCACCAGAACAAUCUCCGCCGCCACCCGUUCAAUCUCCACCCCCACCCGUUUACUCUCCACCGCCACCAGAACAAUCUCCACCCCCACCCGUUUACUCUCCACCCCCACCAGAACAAUCUCCGCCCCCACCCGUUCAAUCUCCGCCGCCACCAGAACAAUCUCCGCCGCCACCCGUUCAAUCUCCGCCCCCACCAGAACAGUCUCCGCCCCCACCAGAACAGUCUCCGCCCCCACCAGAACAAUCUCCGCCCCCACCAGAGCAAUCUCCGCCGCCACCAGAGCAAUCUCCACCGCCUCCAGAACAAUCUCCACCUCCUGCUCCCGAUUCUUCUCCACCGCCAGCGUUCGAGGACUUAAUUCUCCCACCAAAUAUCGGCUUCCAGUAUUCAUCGCCGCCUCCACCACAGUUUCCGGGCUACUAACGAGUCUCAUCUCCAGUAAUCACCAAUUUUAUUUGGAGUCAUUUGUUUCAUGACUGUUCAUCAAAUUCAAUUCAAAAUAUUAUGUCCUAGUAAUGAACUUUUGUCUUUAUUCA